AGAUUUGCGUGAUUCCUCGGGUAUGAACGCGGCUCGGUGGAUUCCGCUGCAUUAGGGUUUGCUCCGUCGAUCGAUGUCAAUUGGCGCCGUGGGGAAACGUCCGUGCAUGUUUGUGUGAGCUUGUUGACUGGAUUGACCAAGGUUGGAUAAUUUAAGUGAGGGAUUUGUGAAGGAGGCGGAGGAAUGGAGUAAGCUAUGAGCUCCACGGACAUGGCGGGACGAAUUGCUCUGUUCGAUGUGCAUUGCCAUUUGCAGGAUCCCCGCAUCUUGCAAAAGGCGCCGGAGAUUAUCAGAACUGCCGCAGAGAAAGGCGUGAAAUGGAUGGCCGUAAAUGGAACGUCGGAAGAAGAUUGGCAAACUGUGAAGCAGAUGGGGGAGGAAUAUCCGUGUGUCGUACCUUGCUACGGGUUGCAUCCGUGGUACGUGAAUGAGAGGUCUACAGAUUGGCUGUCGAAGCUGAAAUCCAUACUCGAGAACGAGCCUACAGCGGCUGUGGGCGAAGUGGGACUUUGCCAGAGCAAUAGGGGCAAGCAGGUGGAUCAAAAUUUGCAAGUGGAGGUUCUUAAGCAACAGCUGCACCUCGCAAGAGAGCUCAAGAGACCAGUCGCCGUGCACUGCGUCCGCGCCUUCACUCCUCUUCUUCAAGUGCUAGAAGAGAUGGGAAGUUUUCCAGAGGGCCUCAUUAUGCAUUCCUUCAUGGGUAAUCAGGAGCAAGUAAAGCAGCUGGCGAAGUUUGGCGCCUACUUUUCAUUUUCUGGCUUCUCCACGUCUCUUAAGCGUCAGAAAGCGAAACAGACAUGGCGUGCAGUUCCCUUAGACAAGCUGCUACUGGAGACGGAUUGUCCUGAUGCGCUGCCUCAGUUGGAAUCGAACUCCCUUGUCUGGGUUGCGGGGGAUCCAGAUGCUCCUGCUUCACAGUCCAAGUGUUGUGAAGGCAAGGGCGAGGGCGGUGCAGAUAUUGAAGCUUCGUCCGAAGUUGGGAAGGGAGCACUCAACCAGCCUGCAAAUGUUCGACCUCUUCUUACUCAUGUUGCAUCGUUGCUUGAAAUUCCUGAAAUGGAGUUAGCAGAGAAGGCCUUCAGAAACUCCGUGCACUUGUUCUCAUAUCCAGGGUCGAAGGUUCGGUGUUGAUUUUCUUGCAAUUUUGUGCUUGGUCGGUCAAGUAGGCACGUCCAUAUAAAGGCCAACAAUUCAUGUGUCAUGUGACUGAUGAUACGCAUUUGCUAUCAUGGGCACUCAACAUGUGGUAAGCAAUCUCUGUGGACUUGAUUUUUUUCCAUGGAAACUGUCAAAGCAUUUCAGAUCUCUAUGAGUCUUUCAGAAA
Physcomitrium patens is the source of this 1324-nucleotide messenger RNA. RefSeq lists its product as uncharacterized. Gene Ontology annotation, molecular function: hydrolase activity, acting on ester bonds. The record is from RefSeq and is a predicted model, not a curated record. Lineage: Eukaryota; Viridiplantae; Streptophyta; Bryopsida; Funariales; Funariaceae.